AUGGUGAGAUAUGUCAUUAUGAAACGUAUUACACAAAUUCUCGCUUCUGUUUUGUUCGUUAUUACUGUCCUUACUAUCUAUAUUGCGUUCGACUUUGCGAAUCAUGAUCAUAUCCAUGAACAUAAUGAUAUUAAAAUAACUAAACGACGUUCUGUGUCACCUCAAUUACGAAGAUCCAAUCGAACGAUAAAGCAUGCGGACGAACAGGAUCAUCAAUUAAUGCCCAAUGAAAAUCGUACACAGAAAUCGAAACAACGACAAAAAGUACCAUUAAAUGCAAAACCUGGAGCUUUUCACAAAGGCAAAACAGGUGUCAAGGUAAAUAAACCACGAAAACUGACGAAAGAUCAACGAAAGCGUUCGACAACAACGACACUGUCAUCGAGAAUCAAAGUCAAAGGCCAUCUGAAUGAUAAACAGCAUGUUUAG
Messenger RNA from Adineta ricciae, 429 nucleotides. The record is from the annotation of a GenBank genome assembly. NCBI's taxonomy places the organism in Eukaryota, Metazoa, Rotifera, Eurotatoria, Adinetida, Adinetidae.